This is a messenger RNA of Zasmidium cellare ATCC 36951, 1317 nucleotides long. RefSeq lists its product as uncharacterized. The record is from RefSeq and is a predicted model, not a curated record. Bases 1 to 1317 code for a protein of 438 amino acids. The transcript has 2 exons. NCBI's taxonomy places the organism in Eukaryota, Fungi, Ascomycota, Dothideomycetes, Mycosphaerellales, Mycosphaerellaceae.
AUGGCCGACGUGGCUCAGAACUCGCAGCGCCAGCCCAAGCCAGCGCCGUCCUCGACUCUGGCUGUUCCCACCCCGAGCCUUGCCAUCCCCGAUUCCGCCACUCCGGCGCAAAGAGCUCGUCAACAUGGCCUGUCCCUAGACACGUUCUCUCCUGUCACGCAGUAUGGCAGCUACGAGUUCGAUCGCAUCAUCAAGAGCGGCGAAGUGCACAAGCGGACUCGAAAGACGAAGUCCUGGAAACCAAUAUGGAUGGUGCUUCGACCGAACCUGCUAUCAAUCUACAAAGACAAGGGCGAGGCGAGAUUGAAACAUCAAAUCACCCUGUCUGAGCUUACUGCGGUGGCGCGGCAGAAAGAUCCCAAGCGUAGAGACAAGCACAUAUUCGGAUUGUUCUCCCCUUCGCGAAACUACCAUUUGGAGGCGUCGUCGGACAAGGAGGCACACGAUUGGGUGGAGUCAAUACGGAGAGAGGCGAGGAUGGAUGAGCAAGAGGCGGAAAUGUAUCUGGCCAGUCCGGGCGGCGCCAAUGCUCCCUGGCAGGGGUUUGAACGAAGCAUAGACGCCCAUAUCAGUCCCUCGGCGGAUGAACGGGCAGCAGGAUACAGCUCUUCAGAUGCAGAGGCGUUUGGGCAGUCACAACCACUUCCUAAACGAAGGGACCACGCACGUCGGAGUCCAAACAAUCGAGUCACCUCGGGACUGGAAUACUCUGGGGCGGAACAUGGUUCCUUCUCAGACUUCUCAGAUUCUGGAGGUAUUGGCGCCACUGCGCGCAUGUCUGCUCUGUCACUAGCCAACACCGAUCCGCGACCUUCGACAAGCAGCACCCAGACACCGCAAGUAAAUUCUGUCUACGGACCAGCACCCACACGACCUUCCAUGGGUGCUCGCAACCCAAGUCAAAUGUCCGGCAUCGGUCUGGGCGGCGAAGAGCGCAAAACACCAACAGCAGCCGACGAAGAGCGGAUCAUCUACCACGGCUGGAUCUACCUCCUGAAGUCGAGAUCAGGCGUCCGACAGUGGAAGAAAGUCUGGAUGGUCCUCCGGCCCAAACAACUCGCCUUCUACAAGAACGACGAAGAAUACACCGCACAACUCAUCCUCCCCUUCCCCAGCAUCAUCGACGUCGUCGAGAUCGAUCCCAUAUCCAAAAGCAAAACCGCGUGCAUGCAGAUCAUCAGCGAGGAGCGGAAUUAUCGCUUCUGUGCUAUGGACGAGGAGUCGCUGGCGAAAUGGCUGGGUGCUUUCAAGAGCUUGCUGUCGAAGCGAAAGGCGAAGGUGGCUGGUAGUGGUGCAGCUGGCGGCGCUACGACUUGA